Amphiprion ocellaris (clown anemonefish) is the source of this 2391-nucleotide messenger RNA. Its product is annotated as S-adenosylmethionine synthase-like. NCBI's taxonomy places the organism in Eukaryota, Metazoa, Chordata, Actinopteri, Pomacentridae. The record is from RefSeq and is a predicted model, not a curated record. The annotation marks the transcript as partial. Gene Ontology annotation, cellular component: cytosol. The transcript is spliced from 8 exons. Gene Ontology annotation, biological process: S-adenosylmethionine biosynthetic process. Gene Ontology annotation, molecular function: ATP binding; methionine adenosyltransferase activity.
CAACAUGGCAUGGUGUUGCUCUGUGGAGAGAUCACAUCUCGGGCCAAUGUGGACUAUCAGAAGGUGGUGAGGGACACCAUCAAACACAUCGGCUACGACAACUCUGACAAAGGUUUUGACUACAAGACUUGUAAUGUGCUGGUGGCUCUGGAGCAGCAGAGUCCAGACAUUGCUCAGGGAGUCCAUGUGGACAGACUGGAGGAGGACAUUGGAGCAGGAGACCAGGGUCUGAUGUUCGGCUACGCCACAGACGAGACAGAGGAGUGCAUGCCUCUCACCAUCGUCUUAGCUCACAAACUCAACGCCAAGAUGGCUGAUCUCAGACGCAACGGCACCAUCCCCUGGCUGCGUCCUGACUCCAAAACACAGGUGACUGUACAUUAUGACCAGAAGGACGGAGCUGUGAUCCCCAAAAGGGUCCACACCAUUGUGAUCUCCGUCCAGCACGACGACUGCAUCACUCUGGAGGAACAGCAGAAUGUCCUCAAGGAGAAGGUGAUCAAGGCCGUGGUUCCUGCGAAAUAUUUGGAUGACAAAACCAUCUACCACCUCCAGCCAAGCGGUCGCUUCGUCAUUGGGGGACCACAGGGUGACGCUGGCGUGACAGGCAGGAAGAUUAUUGUAGACACAUACGGAGGUUGGGGAGCUCACGGCGGUGGAGCUUUCUCUGGAAAAGACUUCUCAAAGGUGGACCGCUCCGCUGCCUACGCUGCUCGCUGGGUGGCCAAGUCUCUGGUCAAAGCCAAACUGUGCAGAAGAGUUCUGGUUCAGGUGUCUUAUGCUAUUGGAGUGGCCCAUCCUCUGUCCAUCUCCUUGUUCACCUACGGUUCCUCCCAGAAAACAGAGACAGAACUGCUGCAGAUCGUCAACAAGAACUUUGAUCUGCGGCCAGGCGUCAUCGUCAGGCAACUGAACCUGAAGAGGCCGAUCUACCAGCAGACAGCCUCUUAUGGCCACUUUGGCCGAGCGGAGUUUUCCUGGGAGGUGCCCAAAAAGCUUGUCUUCUAAAUACUCCACCUGCUUGUCCUGAUGCCCGCCCGGAGGCUGAACAAGACGCCUCUUCAUGGGCUGUAACUGCCAGCUCCAUCAACUGAUAGGACGUUUUUUAAUAGAGAGAAUAAAAGCCAAAGUUAGGGAGGUAUAAGUCAGCUUUAAAGAGGUCAGAAGAUGAUUAUAUGAAAGACGUGUAAUGGGAGAUGCUCCCAAUGAGAAGAGACAUUUUUUCCCCUUUGUCCUCUUCCAGGCCACAAAAAAUCAAAUCACUGGUGCUUUAUAAAUGUAUGUACAAUCUAUAGCCAAAGAUCUUCCCUGAUAACAGCAAAUAAAACCCUCUGAAGAUGCAUACUUCUGCACCACUUGAGUGUUUUACCUCCAAGCUGUUUAUGUUGCUUUAUGUGACCAGUGUGAUGCAUUGAAAUAAACUCAGUGCUUCUUUUUCAAAGGGUGCUAUUGACAAAAGUGACUACCAUAUUAAUGUUCGGAAGUGUAAUUACUGCUCAGCCAGAGGUUUUCUAAAAUAAUUGAACCCUUUCGUUGCGACUGUAAAAUGUCUUCUCUGAGUCUUAUUUUGUAAUGUGUGCUACAGCAAGCUGUUCACACUGUUACAAUCACCAAGUCAGGUCAUUGAAACGCGGGGAGAGUUCUGAUCUCUGAGACAUAAAAUAUGUUACAAUCAGUCAGAUGUAAAAUAGCCUUGCAGUUUUAUGUUUUCACACUGCUCUUCUUUGCUGUCAGACUCAGCUUUGGGAUCGUUUUUUACCUUCUGCUGUAAAUGUGAGUCAUUUUAGCAAAAAUUAGAAGUUUGAAUCCUGACUUGAUUGUGAAUCAGUCUCUUCUCACUUUGCUCUUAAAACUGUUGAGACCGACGCAUUUAUUGGACCACUGAUGUCUUAAAGUUGCAGCUUUUUUACAAUGUUAGAGGCUUGUGCUGACGUACCUUGUUGAAGAUAUAAAUUUCUCAUUGUAUACAGUCUGAUCCUCUUUUGAGGUAUUUUAGCUAAUUUCGUACUAGUUACACUGCAGCUCUGUAUUGUAGAGUGUAAAUCCAGGGAUUCAGAGUGGAGAAAAAAAGGGAGUGUUUAUUGAAAGAUUUCCCAUAGAGCAUUUAGAAAAUGUAAUUUCAAGUCAGCUUUUGCUAUUGCUUAAUCACAAAGUAUUUAAUUCUAUCCUUCUGAUGGGAUUGAGGAAGUAUUAACAUGUCUGUAGAGGUUCAGGACUUUUGUGGUGAGCAGAACAACUCGUGCAUACUUUUACAGCCGACAUUGUUUUUGUAAUAGGAGUCUUCCUCUAAUUAACGUGUUAUCUAUCGGUGUCAUUUUCUGUCAGCUUUGUUGGCAGAGAAACUGAUGAAUGUAAAUAAUUAAACAAUAAAAAAAUAAAGAUAUAAACCAC